Messenger RNA from Drosophila ananassae, 711 nucleotides. RefSeq lists its product as uncharacterized. NCBI's taxonomy places the organism in Eukaryota, Metazoa, Arthropoda, Insecta, Diptera, Drosophilidae. The record is from RefSeq and is a predicted model, not a curated record. Bases 1 to 711 code for a protein of 236 amino acids. The transcript has a single exon.
AUGGAAAAAUCGGCGAUUAAGAGCAAGCAGGCUCUACUGACCGCUGAAAGCCAUGGGGCACGGUCUUGCUCACCCGCUUUGCUCACUCCGACUCCCGCGUCAUGGAGUUCGCAGUGUAAAACCCCCCCUCCAAUGGCGGAACCACAUUUCGCACCAACAACAAGCAGUGCUGCAAUUUCUGCAACCGCAGCGACAUCCACUGCAACUGAAAAUACUGCGACAUCAACGAUUACAGAGAGUACAAAAACAACAACUUCGGAAAGUGCCAAAACGGCCCCGCCCAUACAGACUGGAUUGGAUCGCUACAUCCAAUUUAAGCGCAAGCUCAGCCCGCAGAGUAGUCCCGCAGGCAAUAAAACAAAAACUAACCGCGUACAGAAGAUCGACAAAGAACCAGGAAGAUCCAGUAGUAACAGAUUUGCCCUACUGGCGGAGGUUGACGAAAACCAGCCAGCGUCAGACACCGCAAAAAAACCCAAGCCCCCUCCAAUCUGUAUCAGGGAGAAAAACUCGAGUGCCCUGGUCAACCAAAUUGCGGCGUUGAUCGGGAAAGGUGACAACUUUCAUGUUGUCCCGCUUAUCAAAGGGAACAUUCACGAAACAAAGGUGCAAACCAAGACUGCAGAGCACUUCCGUAUCGUGUCCAAAUAUUUGGACAAUGAUCGGAUAAGCUACACGUACCAGCUAAAAGCAGCAAGGAGAUACAAGUGA